Manis javanica (Malayan pangolin) is the source of this 4635-nucleotide messenger RNA. NCBI's taxonomy places the organism in Eukaryota, Metazoa, Chordata, Mammalia, Pholidota, Manidae. The record is from RefSeq and is a predicted model, not a curated record.
AGAGCGAGUGCGCCGCGAGGUUGCGGGCUUGCGGCGCGGAGCGGAGGAGCUGAGGAGCGCGGAAGGUAGCGCGGCCUGAGGCGGGAGCGGCCCCGCGCCCGGAGCUCCCCGGAGCGGCCGAGCUGCCCGCGCAGCGCCCGCCGCAGGCAGCGCGGCCCCGGCCUCAGGCUUGUCUGGGAGCUCAGUUGCUGAGAUAGAGAUGUCUCAAGGCAUUUGGAAUUCAGAGAUGUCUUUUUCCACCUUCUGAUUGUGUAUGCGUCACAAACCAAUGGUGUCGAAUGAUCCUGUGGCCUGCCUCAAAAUCCCAGUAGAUUCUGGAAUUUGGUUUGAAUCUCCAUGAUCAUCAACAAGGAAAUCCAGAGCAGAGGCCACAGGUCACAGGCCUUCCUGAGAACUUGGUUAAGUGGCUCUCACUCAGGGAUUGUAGAGAGAGCUGCUCUCAAGCUGACCCACCACAGAAAAUCAUCAGGGUGACCUUGAGCUGCAAAGCUGCUGUCCACGUGGACUGGGGCCAACAUUGCACGUCCAUCUGCCUGGACCCCUGUGUCCAAACUCCGAGACAUGGCGACCAAUGGCAGCAAGGUGGCUGAUGGGCAGAUCUCCACGGAGGUCAGUGAGGCCCCUGUGGCCAAUGACAAGCCCAAAACCCUGGUGGUCAAGGUGCAGAAGAAGGCAGCGGAUCUUCCAGACCGGGACACAUGGAAGGGCCGCUUCGACUUUCUCAUGUCCUGCGUGGGCUAUGCCAUCGGCCUGGGCAAUGUCUGGAGAUUCCCCUAUCUCUGCGGAAAAAACGGUGGUGGGGCCUUCCUGAUUCCCUAUUUCCUGACACUCAUCUUUGCGGGCGUCCCACUGUUCCUUCUGGAGUGCUCCCUGGGCCAGUACACAUCCAUUGGGGGCCUCGGGGUGUGGAAGCUGGCCCCCAUGUUCAAGGGUGUGGGCCUCGCUGCUGCUGUGCUGUCAUUUUGGCUGAAUAUCUACUACAUCGUCAUCAUCUCCUGGGCCAUCUACUACCUGUACAAUUCCUUCACCACGGCACUGCCGUGGAAACAGUGUGACAAUCCCUGGAACACAGAUCGCUGCUUCUCCAACUACAGCAUCAUCAACACCACCACCAUGACCAGUGCUGUGGUAGAAUUUUGGGAGCGGAACAUGCAUCAGAUGACAGAUGGGCUAGACAAGCCAGGUCAGAUCCGCUGGCCUCUGGCCAUCACCCUGGCCAUUGCCUGGAUCCUUGUGUAUUUCUGUAUCUGGAAGGGUGUUGGCUGGACUGGAAAGGUGGUGUACUUCUCGGCCACAUAUCCCUACAUCAUGCUGAUCAUCCUGUUCUUCCGCGGAGUGACCCUGCCGGGGGCCAAGGAGGGCAUCCUCUUCUACAUCACGCCCAACUUCCGCAAGCUGUCUGACUCCGAGGUGUGGCUGGAUGCAGCUACCCAGAUCUUCUUCUCCUACGGGCUGGGCUUAGGAUCUCUGAUUGCUCUAGGAAGCUACAACUCUUUCCACAACAACGUUUACAGGGACUCCAUCAUUGUCUGCUGCAUCAAUUCAUGCACCAGCAUGUUCGCAGGAUUUGUCAUCUUCUCCAUUGUGGGCUUCAUGGCCCAUGUCACCAAGAGGUCCAUUGCUGAUGUGGCGGCCUCAGGCCCAGGACUGGCGUUCCUGGCAUACCCGGAGGCGGUGACCCAGCUGCCCAUCUCUCCCCUCUGGGCCAUCCUCUUCUUCUCCAUGCUGCUGAUGCUGGGCAUUGACAGCCAGUUUUGCACUGUGGAGGGCUUUAUCACAGCCCUGGUGGAUGAGUACCCCAGACUCCUCCGCAACCGAAGGGAGCUCUUCAUCGCUGCUGUCUGCAUCAUCUCCUACCUGAUCGGCCUCUCUAACAUCACCCAGGGGGGCAUUUAUGUCUUCAAACUUUUUGAUUACUACUCUGCCAGUGGCAUGAGCCUGCUGUUCCUCGUGUUCUUUGAAUGUGUCUCCAUUUCCUGGUUUUACGGUGUCAACCGGUUCUAUGACAACAUCCAAGAGAUGGUUGGCUCCAGGCCCUGCAUCUGGUGGAAACUCUGCUGGUCUUUCUUCACCCCAAUCAUUGUGGCGGGUGUGUUCAUUUUCAGUGCUGUGCAGAUGACUCCUCUCACCAUGGGGAGCUAUGUGUUCCCCAAGUGGGGCCAGGGCGUGGGCUGGCUCAUGGCUCUCUCUUCCAUGGUCCUCAUCCCCGGGUACAUGGCCUACAUGUUCCUCACCUUAAAGGGCUCCCUGAAGCAGCGCAUCCAGGUCAUGAUCCAGCCCAGCGAAGACAUUGUUCGCCCAGAGAAUGGUCCAGAGCAGCCCCAGGCCAGCAGCUCAGCCAGCAAAGAGGCCUACAUUUAGGGGUGCUGGGCAGCUCGCUGACCCAACGUUCUCACCCCCCAAUCCGGCUGACCAUGACUACCACUUGAUGUGUGAAGAUAGCGUCUAUCUCAACCUACCUCGAGUGGCGAGUCCAGACACCAUCAGCACGCGGAAAGGGGAGGUGGGGGACAGUCACACCCCUGGUGGGCCCCGCCAAGGGCAAAGAUACCUGAUGGCUCCAACACCUGCAGGCUGGUGACCUUUUUAGUCCCGGCCCCACAAGCAUCAAGCAGUCGGCAUUGGUGACUGCCGAGGUAGAUCAUUUUUAUCCUGCCAGCCAGUGUGACGCGGUGAAGCCACACACUCCUGGCUUUUAGUCGUAUACCUGACUGUUCUCCUACUGCCAAAACCCAUGACUGUUAUCUUGGACUCUGCAGGAGUUCAGUUCUGUCGGAACGCUGCUCUGUACAUGUGAAAAGGGCAUUUUGUAUAAUGGGGAUGUCCAGGGAGAGCUCAUUCUUUAAGUAGCAGGGAGCCAGUGGAGCUCUUACUUUGAUUUUUUUGUUUUUCCUUCCCGAGGCAGCUUGACAAAACUACUGCACCCCCCCGCCCCUCCCCGCAAGGACCUCAGUAUUCCAGAGCUGCUUUUCAAGCAGUCUGCAUGGUGUCCUUUUUCCCUGCCACCAGCUGAAUGAGCAGCUCUGUAGCUAAGGUUCCCUGUCCCUCCUCGCCGGGUCAUUCUAAUUGCAUCCGGCCCAACAGCGAUCAUUCCAGACGGGCCCUGCUCACUGGAAAGCUGCCACAGCACAGUUGAUUUUUUUAUUGCCAUUUCAGGGGCUUAAGAUCCUGCUGGGGUAAUUCCCUGAUCAGGAGCCCCAGUUUCUCUAAGGCUGCCCAGUUUCAUGGAGCACAAAACAGGUGCAGAGGAAAUCAAGGUAAAGGUUUGUCUGUCCUUGAGUCAAAACGGACCCACUUAUCUUUCAGUCUCCCUCUUAAAAACUCCCUCACUGCCACUCCAGGCAAAGCUGCUGCCUUCUCACCUUCUUGGAAAUUCCUCAGUGGGAAACUCACUGCCACUAAAAUCUACCCAGCCCCUUAACUGAGGACCUAGUGUUAAUCCAGAGUCCCCACCCCCACCCCAAGUGCUUCCAAGACUAAAACUGCUUCAUGGGUAAGUAGUAUUUGUUCCUUCCAGAACUUCCAGAACUGGGCUCCACUGUGGUGGUGGCAGAUUGGGCAAAGACAGUUUCUCGCAAGCUUCAGUAACUCAGCGUUUCUCAUUUGCCAGGAAGAUGGGUUCCCGUGUAGCAAAUCCUCUGUUGUGCCCUGUAGCUCCUUAGCUAGUUAGCUCACAAACUGUGUUUGAUGACUAAUCCUUAAUAACUAAGGUAAAUAACUGUGACUGUGGGUUUUUUAAUCUCUUGUCAUUGUCAUCCAAAAGUGACCAGCAUACCAGUUCUUGCAAUAAGGUAUUACCCUCAGAAUAUUAAGCACAUUAUUGUAGAGAAAACAAAAAGUACAUGUACACAUGUAAGUGCACACACACAUGUACAUUCAUCCUCAUGCGUGGUUAUAGGGUCUCAUUUGAUAUUGUGUAGGAAAGCUAACACCUUUUCCUGCGGCCAUCUGUAAAAUAGACUCAUCGCUAAGGCAUCUGGUGAAUCCAUGAUCAAAAUGCAUAUGUGUUGUUAAAUUAGGGUUUAGAAUGAAAGGAACCCUUCACUGUGUCUCAUGGCCCUACUCCCAAUCCUGUGUGAAUUCCUUUAGAAUAAGGACAGAGAGACUUCUAACUUCCUCUUUGUUCUUCAAUGUGAAACUAAGGCCAAGUCUUUCUAAGACAAAUGCAGUGUAUCUAAUGUUUGUAAGCAAAUCUAAGUGAGAUGUUUGGCAAGAAAUCCCCUAACUGAUUUCCAUCCAAACCUUCUUAUAUAGCACAGUAUUACGUGUCGUACAAUUACUGUGAUAACCGUGAAUAUGUGUACCUUUUAUAGUAUUUGCCUGGCAGGGGGAAAAGAUAAUUGUAUUAUCAUAUAUGCUUUUUUUUGCAAUAAGGAUUUAUUCUCAGAACACCAAGUAAAUCUAUCUCUAUAUAAAAAAUAUAUGUAAUAUAUACAUAUUCAAAUAUAUACAGAGCCUGUUUUAAAAAGAAAUCAACAGUAUUAUUUAGUAAAAUUAUCUGUUCUAUGGACCAAAUGUAAAAUAUUUAUAAAUGAAGAUGCAUUUUAAAGGUCUAUAAAUGGUGUCAGAAUUAGAGCACGGGUGUUAUGUACGUUUCUAAGAAUUUAGAGGAAAAAUAAUAAAGGUUCUAUGAUA